Penicillium salamii is the source of this 3012-nucleotide messenger RNA. Lineage: Eukaryota; Fungi; Ascomycota; Eurotiomycetes; Eurotiales; Aspergillaceae. The record is from the annotation of a GenBank genome assembly.
AUGUCAAUCAAGAACCCCCACAAUGUCAUCAGUGCGUACUUCAUCGGACCCAAGUCCGAGAAUAUGCCUGAAUUCCGGGCCAACAUCACUGCAAUUUUGGACAAGAUUGAGGAGGCACGGUCUCGGUACCAGCCUGAUGAUGGGGUCUUUAUCAGUGAAGAUGUUCGAAAGUCCCCGGAGUUCCUGCGAAUUACCGGCAACUUUCAACAAGCAGUAAUCAAAGCUGCAGAGCUUCUGGGAGAGCAUUCCAUCCCAUUCUGGCAUCCUCGUUAUCAGGGCCAUAUGUGCACAGACAUGACUAUGGCGGGGCUGCUUGGAUAUUUCAUGACGAUGAUUUACAACCCCAACAAUGUCACCGUUGAGGCGAGUCCUUUUACCACUGUCAUCGAGCUCAAGGCUGGGAAGCAACUUUGCGAGAUGUUCGGGUUUAACGCUGAUUCCAACAACACGGACUUGCCGCUCUCCUGGGGCCAUAUUACUUGUGACGGGACCGUGGCUAACUUGGAGUCUAUCUGGGUUGCUCGCAAUUUGAAGUUCUAUCCUCUCACUCUAUUCCAAGCGAUGGACGAGGGUACACUUGGUUUCAUUGCCAACACCUUCUUUGUUACCACCUGCACUGGUGAAGAGAAGCUUUUCAAAGACCUUGAUCAAUGGGAGCUUCUGAAUCUUCGAUCUGAAGUCAUUCUCAAUCUGGGCGACGCCUUAUACAACCAGUUUGGCAUCACGCCAGAGUACCUGGAGGAUGCCCUGAAGCCCUUCAACAUUCAGACCACGGGGAAGGAUGCUUUGGAACGGCAUUUCAAUGUUACGAAGCCUACCAAAUAUUUCGUAUCCCAAACCCGGCACUACUCUUGGCCGAAGGGUGCAGCAAUUACCGGGAUUGGCUCAAGCAACAUGGAGGGCGUGGAGCUGGACAUCGACGGGCAUGUUUGCAUCGAAGCACUGGAGCGAGAGCUCAAUCGAUGUCUGACCGAACGCCAGGCCGUAUAUGCCGUGGUCGCCGUCAUUGGAUCCACAGAAGAAGGCGAGGUGGACCCCUUGUUUGACAUUCUGGAAAUGCGACGUCGAUUCCAAGACAAGGGGCUGUCAUUCCUAGUGCAUGCUGAUGCGGCCUGGGGUGGAUAUUUUGCCAGUAUGCUCCCACGAGCUGUCAUGCAGCCAGGUAUGCCCUUGAAAGAUGGAGAUGGGCAGCACGCCAUUGAACUUGUGCCCUCGCUCCCUUUGAAAACCGAAACCUUGAAACAUAUGAUUGCUCUCAAAGAGGCGGACUCUAUCACGGUUGACCCACAUAAGGCAGGCUAUGUCCCAUACCCGGCAGGAAGUCUCUGCUAUCGGGAUGGCCGCAUGCGGUUCUUGGUCACAUGGACUAGUCCAUACCUGACUCAAGGCUCGACAGAGAAUAUCGGCGUGUAUGGAGUCGAGGGAAGUAAGCCUGGUGCUGCUGCGAUGGCUGCUUGGCUCUCUAAUCAGACCAUUGGGCUGGAUCCGACGGGAUACGGAGUGCUGUUGGGAGAAGCAGCCUUCACCAGUGCACGGCUAUCGGCUUAUUAUGCUGCCCUUCAUUUGAGACAGCCAAAGGAUUCCAGGGGACACCGUCGCUACAUCAUCAUUCCCUUUAACAGAUUGCGAAUGGAGAAACAGGGAUUCAACAUCCUGUCACCGGAAGUAGACGUUGGGCGCGAGUUGAUUUGGGAUUUCAUUCUCCAAAAGACUAAUGAGCAAGUCAGUAAGAUUCCAGAGGCAAUGGCGUGGCUGCGGGAGAUCGGGUCCGAUCUUAACAUCAACGCUUUCGCGUUGAACUGGUACCACGAAGACGGGACACUCAACACAGACCUCGAGGAGGCAAAUUAUCUGACGCAACAAGUUGUCAAUAAACUGUCAAUCACUAGCAGUACCGAAGCACCUAACAAGCUCCCUCUGUUUUUGACGUCCACGCAGUUUGAGCCCGCGUCCUACGGCAAUUGUGCCCAGAACUUCAUGAAGCGACUGGGCCUCACUCCUUGUGCGCAAGACUUAUGGGUGUUACGCAAUGUGGUUAUGAGUCCGUUCCCAACAGAAAGGGGCUUCAUCGAUGAGCUCAUGAAGACCUUUGAGCAAACCAUAAUUGACGAAGUUGACAAUUCUUGUCGACCGCGCAACAGUCACACGGCAAACAAAAUCGAGUUCCUCCUCCGAGGAACCGACACGGUGUUCUUAGAGUUCCGGACGAGAUUCCAUCGCGCAACUCAGCGUCAACAGAUCAUUCUGGCUGUGGAACUAGACGAUGAUGUUAAGAGGAAGUACAUCGCGAUGCGAGAGAAGAACCCUGACCAAGACAUCGGUUUCAUUUCGAAUGACCCAGAAAACCUCGAAAAAUUGAUUCUUGCGAUUUCGGAGCAACCCCAUCCAGCUGUCAAGGGUGAAAUCGGUAUCAUCGCAGAAGAGUAUAUGAGCCCGAUCCCAUGCACUGUAACGAUGAGUCGUGUAGUGAAGAGUUCCGGAUUGAAUUCUAUGUACCGAGACGAUCAUUAUCCUCGUCACUUCAUGCCGUUUUAUCUCUUCGGCUCCAAGGAACAACAUCACAUCGAGCACAUGCUUCUCCAGGCACCAAACAUCAAUCUCUCAUCCAGCAUCAGUCUUGACGAGAAACUCCACGAUGAAGUUGGAUCCCGGCUAGCAGAUAAGGAGCUCCUCAUUCUUGCAUUGACCGACUACCGGGAGCAAACAAUGCAGCCAUUCCCUCUUGUCAAUGAUGUGAAGCCAAUUAAUAGCGCGGAAUUUUUCUUCCGAAGUGGUCGAUCCUUCGAAGUGGAGGUGUAUACUGAUCCCAAAAAAGCCACUGCCAACGGGCCCGGGCUGUUGGAUGGGUUGGGUGCGCCUAUUGGAAAAGGCCGGAUGACCCUGGGACAGGACGUACAUGUGGAUGUGGAGGAACUGAACAAGGAUCCAUUCUCCGGCACCGGGCCACCUGAUAUUCCAUGGGAGGCUCAGCUGGACCAGAUAACCGACGUGUUGAAUACCAAAUCGCACUAA